Molecule: messenger RNA, 2016 nt
Organism: Anopheles funestus (African malaria mosquito)
Lineage: Eukaryota; Metazoa; Arthropoda; Insecta; Diptera; Culicidae
Exons: 3
Coding region: 215-1744 (509 amino acids)
Source: RefSeq, a predicted model, not a curated record
CGUUUCUUCCUUCUACACGUAUGGUGUGGAAUUAUCUAGCAAAUUGAACACACUUGUGAGUAUGCGGUUGACACUCUAGUUGAUUUGCCAGCACAGUACCUUUCGUUACACACCCGAAUAAGUGUGACGAACGCUAGCAGUGUCUGCUGACGAAACUAAUCGACUAACCAUCGAACAGUGUUGUACCUUCUUGCAUGAUUGAUUUAUUGCAGCCAUGCUGCUAAAUUCGGUAUUACCGGUCCUGCUGCUUCUAGGUGCGCUGCAGCGCAUCGAAGCUGAACCUCGUCCGGAUUUCGCCAUUAAGGCAACCAUUACCGGCACUGCGAAUGUGGUCAAACAGUCCGACAAACUUACCGCAUCGGUCGAUCUCGUCGAUAACAUGGAUCUACCGCUAGCGAGUGGUUACACGGUGCUGGAAAACAUGAAAGCUGCUAUCAUUUACAUUGGCUCUAAAAUUACCAUCGCUGGUAAGGCUUUUACCUCGGCGCUCAACACUCUGGCCGCGGAUAGGUCAAACGAUGUGAACGGAGCCUUUGCCCCAGUGUACAACGCGAUCACCGCGAUGCGUACGUUGCUGCAGAGUGGGUUUACGACACAGUUUACUGCGCUGCAGGGACAGGGCCCAUUCAUCACGAACCAGCUGACGAACGCGUUCAGGUCGGUACUCGAUCACUUGACGCUGUUUAGCGGUGCGCUGGAUCGAAUGAAAUCGGGCGUUACUGCAGCACGAAAUGCACCCGGUAACCCACCGAACGGUAUCUCGUCCGCCAAUCUGAACCGCUACGUACCACUCAAAUUGGUGACCGAUUUGCAGGAUGCGCUGGCACGCCUGAACGCUGACAUCCCGCUCAUCCUGUACGUCGUGGAGGAAACGCAGCGGAAGCUUAGCAUGGCCGACGCAUUCUUCAUUGAAGCAGAAGCCGAGGUGCAGACGGCUAUAUCCGACGUAGCAACUGCGAGGGAUGUGCUUACGAGUGAUGUUGAAUCGAUCAGCUCGAACAUCAUUGCCCCGUUUAAUGACCUGGUAGCGCCAGUAUACAACGAACAGGUGGAAAUGAUCGAUAGUGUGCAGAGCACACUGGAAGCAUUUAGCACGUACACCGAUGAUCUAGCGCCUGCACUCGGCAGCUUGGCACUGUUGCUCGAUGCAGAUGGUAUCACCAGCAUAACAAGCGCUAUUGAAGAGGCCUUCCAGACGUACAAUACCGAUGUCGAUGAUUCGAUCGCUAGUUCGAACUCGGUGGGACAGUACUUCGUUGACGAAACCUGCCAAGGUCUCCGCAGCGUUAUCCAUGCGCUGAUAGCAAGCUCGCCCUAUUCAAACUUUUGCUUCAGCAAGUUUUCACCCAGAAUCUUCAACCAGUUUGCGCUAUCGUUUUACACUGUGUCCGAGUGUUACGAAUUCGAAACAUUCCGCCUGUAUAAGCUGCAGGAUCUCAUGGCACUGAUUGUCAAUAUGAUCAUCUACGAUGUGGAAGAUCUGGGCGAUGCCAUCAGCAACUGUGCACUGCUCAGCGACGGUGCUUCCUGUCUAACUCUGAUUGGCCCACACUAUGAACAGCUUGCUACCACUGUGGAUGAAAAGCAAGAAUACAUGGUCAAUUUCAUCCAAUCGGAAACCACAUUCAGCUUGCAGCGGCUUAGUGCAUGUGUUACGGCAUCAAAGUAUACGACCGUCAUUUCAGUGGCCGCCAUCGUUUCCAACCUGAACACGUGUACCCAGAAUGGACCGACAGCUUCUUAAUGGGAUGUCCUUUUUUCCAAAAAUUGAUUGACGAAACAACUAAUAAAGCGAUUUCAAACACGAACAGCAAGUUUUAAAACAUUUCUUUGCGCAUGCUUUGCAUGUUUAACUUACUUUGCAUGUUAACAACUAGGCGCCUCCAUGUAUUUGUCAGACAAAAGCCACACGGUUUGCGUAGUCUUACACCACACUACAAUGCAGGGGUCGGCAAUCUUUUCAACCACAGGGUUAGAUUACAUAAAAUCUGUAAUCCAGCUAAUCAAGUUCGGAAU